AUUCUUUUAUUUCAGGUUAUGGAAUUAAGAAGUAGGAAACAAAAGGGAAAAGACACGACCAACGGUAACAAGAAUGCUGGUUAUUCUGGUUCAUCGGGUGAAGCUGGCUUAUCUACUGGAGCCAGCUUACCGUUCAAGAUAUUUCAUGAAUAUUUAGGACCUCUUUUCUUCUGUUCUGUUUGCCCCUGGACAACGCAAUUUAUAUGGUACACUGCUGCUAAAGCUGAUGGAAGUUUUCUUGAGGCUUUUAGACAACUGACAAGAGUUGAAGGAUUUGGGGAUGCUAUUCGUACCUUCUUUCCAUUUCCAAGUCUAUUAAGUGUAGCUGUUGUCUUUGGAUACUUGUUUUUCGCUUUGAUACUACAUAUUAUCGUACCUGGAAAAAGAUUUGAAGGGCCCGUUAGCCCCAAAGGACACGUGCCGGUCUAUAAGGACAAUGGUUUGAGGUGUUACUUCAUCACCUUGCUUAGUCUUUUGGCUUUGACGCUUGUCCUAAAGAAAUUUGAUAUGACCCCAUCGAUUGUUUAUGAUAGAUGGGGAGAAGUUUUGUGUGUUUUGAACUUCUUUGCGUAUUCAUUCUGCGCGCUUUUAUUCUUUAAAGGCAUAUUAGCGCCGUCGUCCAUUGAACACGGUCGAACAAGUUCUUUUAUGCUUGAUUUUUUUUGGGGAACUGAGUUAUAUCCUAGAAUCAAAGGUGUUGAUGUAAAAGUGUUCACCAACUGCAGAUUCGGCAUGAACGUCUGGGCCCUCGCGGUUAUGCUGUGUACAAUUAAAUCAUACGAAGUACAAGGCCAAUUUGUUCUCUCUUCGACUGUAUCGGCAAUUAUCCAUUUGGCAUACUUGACAAAGUUCUUUUGGUGGGAAGCUGGAUACAUGAGGACCAUUGAUAUUAUGCUUGAUAGAGCCGGCUUCUAUAUUUGCUGGGGUUGUCUUGUUUGGGUACCCGGAUUUUAUACUAUUCCUAGUUUAUAUUUGGCAAAGAACGCUCCCCAAAUGGAACUAGCUAAAGGCCUAUUAAUACUCGCUGUUGGUUUAGCCGCAAUUGCCCUCAACUACGACGCCGAUAGGCAGAAGCAACAUGUUAGAAAGGAGAAUGGCGAUUGUCAAGUUUGGGGUUCCAAAGCUCAGGUAAUUAGAGCGUCCUAUAAACUUGAAUCAGGAGAAACUAGAGAAAACUUGCUUUUGGUUAGUGGAUGGUGGGGAAUAGCGAGACAUUUUCAUUAUGUUCCCGAGUUAAUGUUGGCUUUGGCUUGGUCUUUGCCCGGAGGUAGUCGCCACAUAAUGCCCUAUGUCUAUUUCCUUUGGUUGAUCCUGCUAUUGACCCAUCGUACCUUCAGAGAUGAUGCUAAAUGUAUGAAAAAAUAUGGAGACGCCUGGGCUAAAUACAAGAAAGCCGUUCCAUAUAAGAUGUUACCAUACAUCUUCUAGAUUUAGGAGUUUUAUAAUCGGAGAUUAUUCCCUGGAGUAUUGAAUUAUAUGAUAUUCACGUCAGCUUUGUUUUUUGUUCCUCUCCGUAAAACUAUAGAAAAAUUAUUUGUAUUGAUAUAAUUAUGCUCGUACUUAUUUGAAAUAUAAAAAAAAAUUGUUUCAGUGUUGUCUAGACAAAUCUUGCAUUUUGUUUGUUUGUAACGUUUGUUUAAAACAAACCUUAGCACCUUUUUGCAUGUCAACUGAUUAAAGAAUAUGAUCGAAAGUGAGCUUAUAAAUUUACUAGAGUAAAAAUUGUAUUUAUACAGUUCUUACCUUGUCCUCUCUCUCUCUCUUUAUUUUUUUUCUGUUUCCUUUUCUCUCUCUAUCUCUCACUCUGAUGUUUAUCUAUUCCUCUUACUCUACUCAUUCACAAUCUCAACGGUACUCAUUCUUUGCUUUCAAAUUCUCUUUCUUGCUUUAUGAUCUAGGUAAUGCAUACUGACAAUUCCGUUCUUUGGCUCCAUGUAAAAAUUGAAGUUAGCAAGAGAAUACUCGUCACGAAUACCUGAAUAAAAGUUUUAAACGAAAAAAGAUAUAAGAAUAAAAAGGGAGUUGGGAAUAAGGACGAAUCAGUGGGAAUAUUAACCCUUUUAAUUUCAUUAGACUAUAUUUUAUUAAACAGUUUGGUCAGAAUUCGUUUUCGCAGUUUCACCAGGUUUCUAUCUUUUCCAUUCUUUUAUAUAUCAAGUCACUAACUGAUGAAAGCGUAUGGCUUGUGUUAAAAGAUGCAAAGUUGUAACUCGAGUAUUAUUAUAUACAACAAAUUAUCUUUUCGCUUCUCUCUCUAUCCUAUGCCUCGAUUUGUUAAAUUGAAUAUUAGUCACUUUUUAUAGAGUGUAACUCUUAAUCUUAACAAUUUAUUUUUCAUAUUAUUCCUCUUAUUUCUCCCUCUUCUAAGCUCUAUAUCCGGUAUGUAACUUUUAUAGAUUAUAGUUGUUUUCUUCUUGUAUUCGAUGAAGGAAGAUCGGAAGAAGUAAGAUUAGAAAAACUCUUGCAUCUUUUUUCUUAAACGACUGUAGAUAACCUUGUUAUUUGCUUCAGUUUUGUAUGCAUGUGCGUGGCGAAAGUGUAAAGAGUAUUUGUUGUACGACUCAAAAGAUAAUGUUUACAUUUGUUUCUUUUUUUUUUCUAUAUAUAUUAUAUUUCAUUCUUUAAAGAGAUGCUCUUUUCUUGUCA
Messenger RNA from Dimorphilus gyrociliatus, 2646 nucleotides. Lineage: Eukaryota; Metazoa; Annelida; Polychaeta; Dinophilidae. The record is from the annotation of a GenBank genome assembly.